UGAGCCCCAGCUCAGACGGGGGCGGGGACCGGCGGGGCGGGGCGGGGACGGCGGCCGGGGCGCCCCGGGCUCGCGCGGGCACGUGGCGGGCGCGGCGGAGGCGCCCCUGGGGUGCCCGGCUGACGAAAGGCAGGUCCCUGGGGAGCUCCACCGCCUCCAGCCUGGCAGCGGGUCCCCGCGGGCGCGCGGGCCUCGGGGCGGGGCCGGGAGGACGGCGCGGGCGGCGGUGGCCGGAGGCGGCGGCGGCGGCGCCCAGGGGCGGCGGGGCCCCCUGAUUCUCCGCGGCGGCGCAGCCGGCCGGGAAGCCGAGCUCAGGCUUCCAGAAUGAUCAGCGGCGCCGCAGAGGAGGGGGAGUAAGCCGCCGCUCCGUGGGCGGUCUGCCAUGGCCUGUGAACCCCAUGUGAGCCCUGGCGGGGCAGCCGGCCCACUGCCCACUUCGAUUUCCGGCUGGAGCCCCCUGCCUGCAGGCAGUCCUCCGGGCUGGGGCCCAGAGCUGCACAAUGGGCAGGUUCUCACGGUUCUCCGCGUGGACAAUACCUGCGCCCCCAUCUCCUUCGACCUGGCAGCCGCCGAAGAGCAGCUUCAGACCUGGGGGAUUCAGAUCCCCACCGACCAGUACAGGAGCUUGGCCGAGAGCGCGCUCCUGGAGCCCCAAGUGAGGAGAUAUAUCAUCUACAACUCCAGACCGAUGCGGCUGGCCUUCGCUGUGGUCUUCUACGUAGUGGUGUGGGCCAAUAUCUACUCCACCAGCCAGCUGUUUGCCCUGGGCCACCACUGGGUGGGCAUGCUGCUUGUGACCCUGGCUGCCGUGACCCUCACGCUGACCCUUGUGCUCAUCUUUGAGAGGCAGCAAAAGAAGGCCAAUACCAACACGGACCUCAGGCUGGCCGCGGCCAACAGGGCGCUCCUGAGACACCGGGUGCUGCUGGGCGUGACGGACUCCGUGGAAGGCUGCCAAAGCGUGAUUCAGCUCUGGUUCGUCUACUUUGACCUGGAGAACUGUGCGCAGUUUUUGUCUGAUCACGUGCAAGAGAUGAAGACGAGCCAAGAGUCUGUGCUGAGAAGGCGACUGAGUCAGAUAUGUGUUGUCAUGGAGACUGGGGUGAGCCCCGUGAUGGGGGCGGAGGAGCCCCAGGACCUGCUGGAGGAUGCGCCUCUCCUUCCGGGCAGUCCGCAUCCCACGGAGAAGGCGCUCCUGCAGACUGAGCUUCGCGAGCUCGUGCCCGAGGCGGAGCCAGAGGAAAUGGCUCAGCAACUGCUGGCGGUGUUUGGCGGCUACUACAUCCGCCUCCUGGUGACCUCGCAGCUCCCCCCGAUAGCAGGGCCGCGGCACACAGACUCCCCGACGGUUCCAUGCCCCUGCCAGCUCAUAGAAGCCCACGUCCUGGGCACGGGGUGCUGCCCGUUCCUGGCCAGGUGACCGUGGGACAGACUGCAGGUGAGCGUCAGGGAGAGCUCACAUGGCGAGGGUUGCAUAAGGAAAGAUCUGGGGGGUGCUCGGGGGUGCCAGGCACACCCACAGCCAGCGGAGAGAGUCAAAGUGUCGUGCCCUCUCCUGGACCCUGCAGGGACACAGAACAGUUUGUCAACCGCCCACACCGACCCCUGGCCUUUCUGGAAGCGGAAGUCCCUGAGCGGGCCCUGUCCUGGGCUCCUGGGGCAGGAUGGAACAGCUGUACCCACACCUUUGGCUAUCUGGAGAGCCCAGAACAUGUGAAGAUAACCAGAGGAGGGGCCAACCUGGUGUCCACUCUUGUAGUCUCAGGACAUGCUCCCAUCCCCCGUACCUUCGUGCCGAGUGGGGAAACUGAGGCUCAGAGAGGACACUGCCUGGGACCUCUUGGAUGGUACGACCACCUGCCUGUUCCCAGGUGAGGAACAGCCAGCUUGGAAUGUUCUCCUGUGCUCAGUCUUCUUCCCGUCUGGUUUGUCAGGCCAGUGGCCCCCGUUCCUGCUGUGUAUGAGUCACGCUGGACGAACCUUCCACAGCUGCACCGGAUGGAGCCCGUCCGACUCCAGGGCCUGAGCGCGGGUGAUGGUGUUUCUGGCUGCACAUGUGGAGUGUCCAUGCUGCUUUCUGAUGGCCACCCCGUCCCCAGUGAAACCUGGUUCCUCAAGAAGAGCUGCGAGGUGCCGGCUUCUGUGCUGCCCAAUGUGUGGGACACCCCAGGCCAGAGAUCCUUCUCAGAGGCAGGCGGAAUAGUUUCUCUGGGCUGGAGCAUUUGCUUUCUAUGUAGGAGGCCCCCAUUGGAUCCUGAUCACUGCCAGAUGUGACCCCCAAGUCAAACUCGCUCUGCAGUGGAAGACUCCCCAGCCUCCGAGACACGGUCCUUACCUGCAGCUUAAACUUCACCCCCCACAAAACUCCUUCAUAAAGGGGAACUCCUGCACGGACGUCCCUAAUCUUUUCCUGUCUGUGGGACUCCGAAGCCUGCUUCAGAACCUGUCUUUACUUGGCCUUCCUGCGGGAAGCGUUUCAACAUCACUAGCCUGCUACUGUCUGCCUCCUUUGAGUUCUUGAUGUUUAAUGAUGAUGAAUGAUGUUUAAUGCUUUUAAAAAAAAUUUCCCGUGCAUGUACCCAUUUUUCUAGCUGGAUUCUCUGUUCUUAAGGUGAAAUACAAUACUUUAUAUAUAUUUUUGUGCAUGGCCCUGACCUGGUGUUGAGAAAAAGAAAUCGUGUGAAUUGAUUACUUUGCCAUCUUCACGAGAGAACUAGUUUCUGCCCAGGUGCUGUUUGCCUAAAGAGGAGCCUGGCACAGCCCUGGGUUCUGGUCCUGAUCUGUCCCUUUCCCCUAUGUGGCUUUGGUCUGGUUUUCAGUUUACCCACUUACACUAUGGCUUGGUUAUAUUAGAUGAUGGAUGCUUCUUAGUGGCCCCUUUAAAGCCAAAGUUCUGG
This is a messenger RNA of Sorex fumeus (smoky shrew), 2897 nucleotides long. It is a transcript of the gene TMEM268, whose product is annotated as transmembrane protein 268. The record is from RefSeq and is a predicted model, not a curated record. The coding region runs from base 383 to 1420 and encodes 345 amino acids. The transcript is spliced from 9 exons. NCBI's taxonomy places the organism in Eukaryota, Metazoa, Chordata, Mammalia, Eulipotyphla, Soricidae.